GCUAGGGUGUCGGUAUGAUCUUGUAAUGCUUGUAUUUAAAGCACAUCCUGUGCCACCGACAGCAUCAGUGUCGUUUGUGAGCUCUUGCCUCUUAGAUAUAUAGAGAGAGAGAGCCUGUUUUAAUAACUACAUCGAAGAAAGACUAGCAACGCGUCUUCCAACCAUGAAUCUACAGCAAGUUGUCCUAAGUCUCGGCGUGUUUACUACACUUCUACGCGAUCGGUGCUAUGGCGAUGAUGACACCGAACAUGUCCACAUAAAACUUCACGUUCCCGAAAUCAUCAACCGACACGUCCACGUAAAGACGAAGUACAUGCACGUGUACCAUCCGAAAAAGGUCGUCCAGGGGAUGCCGCCAACGUUCGUCGAUCAGCAACCGAUGGCGCUCGACCACGGCAUGUGGAUGCCGUCCGGUGCGCUUCCCUCCGGCAUGGUUUCUUCCCCCUCGUCGGCCCUCUCGUCAGCCUCCUCCUCAGCCAUGGCUGCAGCUGCGGCCGCCUCCCUAUCCUCGAUGGUACAGGACAAACUGUCGACGCAGCUAGCCCAGGAGCUGAUGAUGCGCUACCGCAAUCUGGACGCACCGGCCGUGGGUGGAAUGGCCGACUUACGCGAUGCUACCACUCCCGAUGCUUCCGACUAUCUGCGGGACUACUACCGGCAGCAGCGGAAGCUGUCCGAUCAGCUAAUGCUGCAGGAAGCGAUGCAGUUGCCGAACUUUGCGCAAACCAAGUACCUGUCCAAUAUGGGGUACAACUGGGACAAGUCGUUCGGUGUGAAGUCGAGCGACGGUGAAAAGUCUACCCUGCUUCCGAAGAAGUCGAAAAAGAAGAAGGCGUAUGGCAAUCUGUAGCUGUUCUUCGGGGAGAAACUACGUUGUUAAAGUUGAAUUUGUUAUGCUGUUAUUUGUUGUUGAUGUUGGGAGUGAUAUUUAAAUAAAGUAUUGAUUAUUUCGUAAUAAUGUGCGAUUAUUUUAUUUGAAAAGUUUCAUAAAUAUUUUUAAGCCAUAGCAAAAUUUUGUCAGGAAAGAUUGUGGAGAAGCAAUUUUUUUGUAGGCUUACAAAUUUACUGUUCUAUUCUUCUUUUCUAUAUAUUUACUUAAUCUUAAUAAUAUCGCGCAUUUCUUGCUUAAUUAGUUAUUUUCCUUAUAAAUUGAGAUAUUUUUUAAAUACUGUUACAAAUUAAACCUUAAACUGUAUUAUUCAAUGUUGAUGUAUAGAAAUUCAAAAAACAAUGAAGCUAAAUGAAAUUGCUUUAAAAAAUUUUAAG
Anopheles stephensi (Asian malaria mosquito) is the source of this 1266-nucleotide messenger RNA. RefSeq lists its product as uncharacterized. Bases 164 to 850 code for a protein of 228 amino acids. The record is from RefSeq and is a predicted model, not a curated record. The transcript has 2 exons. Lineage: Eukaryota; Metazoa; Arthropoda; Insecta; Diptera; Culicidae.